AUGGGCUCCCCAUCCUACUUCCCUGCGCGCUCUGUGCUGUUCCGGAAGGAAACGAGUGGAGUGACAUAUCGUGUCCCAGCUUUGAUCUUCCUGCCGCGCUCCUCCUGCUUCCUGGCCUUCUGUGAAGAGAGGCUGAGCCCCGCAGACUCCCAGGCCCACCUCCUCGUCAUGCGCAAAGGCACCUUCUACAGGAACUACGUGGAGUGGGAAGACAUGCGAGUCCUGAGCACAGCCUGUCUGAAAGGCCAUCGCUCGAUGAACCCGUGUCCCGUCUAUGACGCGUUCACAGGAACGCUCUUCCUCUUCUUCAUCGCUGUCCUGGGUCACACCAGCGAGUCGUACCAGCUGGUGACGGGCAAGAACGUGACCAGGCUCUGCUACGUGUUCAGUGAUGACCAUGGAGAAACCUGGAGUCCUGCUGUUGACCUCACUCAGAAAGUCAUAGGGGACACCAUCAAAGAGUGGGCUACUUUUGCUCUUGGUCCAGGCCAUGGGAUCCAGCUGAAGUCUGGCCGUCUGCUUAUCCCAGCCUACACCUACCACAUCGACUGCAAAGAGUGCUUCAACAAGGUGUGCACAACCACGCCCCACUCCUUCUGUUUCCACAGCGACACGCAUGGGAGAGUGUGGCGCUUUGGGGAGGUGGUCCCAGGGCCUGAGUGCGUGGAGUGUCAGAUGGUGUCCGUGGACGAGGAGGAUGGGACCAACAUACUCUACUGUAAUGCCCGCAGUACUCUAGGAUGCCGUGUGCAGGCCUUGAGUUUCGACGAUGGAGCUGUGUUCCAGGAAGGCCAACUGGUCCAAAAGCUUGUGGAGCCCAGAAAUGGUUGCCAUGGCAGUGUGGUUGGCUUUCCGGCCCCCUUGCUUCUCCUACAGAACUCCCCCAAGCUUCUCAGGCGGAUAACGUCCGCAGUUGGCCCACCUUCGGCUACUUCUGUUUCCAUAAAAAAACCCUCCCAGAACUUUCUGACACCUACGUGGGUGGUAUAUGCGCACCCGACCGGUCCUGGUCGACGUGAUCUGGGUUUGUAUCUCAACAUCCGGCCCCGGGAACCAGACAGCUGGACAGGGCCAUGGGUCAUCUACGAGGGGCCCAGUGCCUACUCGGACCUGGCCUACCUAGAGCUCCAGUCUGAUGGGACCCCACCGGUCAUUGCGUUCGCCUGCUUGUUUGAGAACGGCACAAGGACGGCCUGCGAUGAGAUUUCCUUCUGCAUUUUCACCUUGUUCGAGCUCAUUGACAACAUUCCUCGCAACAAACCACACCUGAGUGGUGUGACCUCCAAAAAUAGGACCAGGAAGAAGAGGAGGAGAAUGUGUGAGUUCUGCAGGGUGUGCUAA
Molecule: messenger RNA, 1341 nt
Organism: Colossoma macropomum (tambaqui)
Lineage: Eukaryota; Metazoa; Chordata; Actinopteri; Characiformes; Serrasalmidae
Gene: neu4
Product: sialidase 4
Exons: 3
Coding region: 1-1341 (446 amino acids)
Biological process (GO): oligosaccharide catabolic process; ganglioside catabolic process
Cellular component (GO): membrane; cytoplasm; lysosome
Molecular function (GO): exo-alpha-sialidase activity
Source: RefSeq, a predicted model, not a curated record